Dimorphilus gyrociliatus is the source of this 577-nucleotide messenger RNA. The record is from the annotation of a GenBank genome assembly. NCBI's taxonomy places the organism in Eukaryota, Metazoa, Annelida, Polychaeta, Dinophilidae.
CAUGUCACAGGCAUUUCAACGAGUGAUUCAGAAGAGUGAAAAGAAUAAUAAACCAUUGAUUGAAAAGAAGAGGAGAGCAAGAAUAAAUGAAUGCUUAUCACAGUUAAAAUUGCUCGUUUUGCAAGCGAUGAGAAAAGAGACGGGAAAUUACACUAAAUUGGAAAAAGCUGAUAUUUUAGAAAUGACCGUUAAAUAUUUGAGACAACAGCGCAGACAGCAAACUUUAGAUUCAAAUCCUAUCAACAAGUAUUUGGCUGGUUAUAAUGAAUGCGCUAGCGAAGUUCAACGAUAUCUCUCUACAUCCGAUCUCGUCGAUAUGGAUACUAGGAGUCGUUUGAUUAAUCACCUGUUUAAAAAGGCAAAUAAUUAUUCGGAGAAACUUCAUCCUUCUUUUGUGUAUAAUUUGGUUUCCGGCGUUCUUCCUUCCGGUCAAUUGACAGCUUUACUAGUUCCAGUACAAAAUCAAGUUUCAAAAGUCAAGGUCGAUUCUGCAACAUCAACGUCCGAUGAGGAUGAAGAAAUGGAAGAAUAUGAAACCGAUCAUGAAAAAGAAAAUGUUCCAUGGAGGCCUUGGUAG